Sphaerulina musiva SO2202 is the source of this 2112-nucleotide messenger RNA. Its product is annotated as glycosyltransferase family 4 protein. Gene Ontology annotation, molecular function: GDP-Man:Man(3)GlcNAc(2)-PP-Dol alpha-1,2-mannosyltransferase activity. Gene Ontology annotation, cellular component: endoplasmic reticulum membrane. NCBI's taxonomy places the organism in Eukaryota, Fungi, Ascomycota, Dothideomycetes, Mycosphaerellales, Mycosphaerellaceae. Gene Ontology annotation, biological process: protein N-linked glycosylation. The transcript has 2 exons. The coding region runs from base 179 to 1819 and encodes 546 amino acids. The record is from RefSeq and is a predicted model, not a curated record.
CUUCGAUGGCAACCUAACGGGAGACAGCAUGGCCUCUCCUUCCACCCUCCGCAAAGCAGCUCAUUCCCACACCCUCGGCGACGAACUCACCGCUGCCUGCCGGCUUCUCUAGACGCGGUUCUGGCGACAGCCCCAGCCCGCGAAGCUCAGACACUGCAUCAUCCACCAUCUACCACACAUGGCUGCCGUCACUCUGCUCGGCGUCCUGCUGGGUGUCGUCGCGUUGGGCAGUUUCUUGUCUCUCGGGCUGUAUCAGGUCGGAAAGCUCAUAGGCUCCAUCAUCGCAAGCAAGACGCAGCACAGAAGGGACAUUUUGAUUGAAAAAGCUGACAAGGAGGAUGGCGAGCUGACGACAUACAAGGCGGGAGGACACAAGGGUACCGCUUCGUCCAGUAGUUCUCUGUCCAGCGAGUGGGACAAAGUGACCGAAGAGGAGGAUCGAGAGAAGACACCUGUCCCAGCCUCCGACUAUCGAGGUGUGAUUGGCUUCUUCCACCCCUUCUGCAAUGCAGGCGGUGGUGGAGAGCGUGUGCUGUUCGCUGCAAUCUUGGCCACACAGCAACGUCACCCCAAUGCUCUCUGUGUAGUCUACACUGGCGAUAAUGAUGCGACAAGAGACCAGAUCCUGGCAAACGUCCACGAUCGUUUCGACAUCGAUCUCAAUCCAGCGAGAGUCGUCUUCCUAUAUCUACAGACGAGAGAUUGGGUUCUAGCGAGCAGAUGGCCCCGCUUCACCCUACUCGGACAGUCUCUCGGCAGUCUCAUUCUAGCAUGGGAUGCUUUCAACCUGCUCGUGCCUGACAUAUUCGUGGACACCAUGGGAUAUGGUUUUAUUCUCGCCCUCUGCCGCUUCCUCUUUCCAAAGGUCCCCACAGGCGCGUAUGUUCACUACCCCACAAUAUCAACAGAUAUGUUGCGAUCCUUGCACAACACCACCGGCAACCAGGGUCUGAACUCCGGCCAAGGCUCAGGCUGGAAAGGUCGUGCAAAGCAGACCUACUGGGAAUGGUUCGCAUCACUCUAUCGCUGGGUAGGCGGGAACGUGGAUGUGGUAAUGACCAAUUCUACGUGGACACAGAAUCACAUAUCAGAGCUAUGGGGCAAAGCACGCACGCAACAGAAGAUGCGACAUCCGAUACAAGUCGUUUACCCGCCUUGUGCGGUUGAGGAGCUACAAAAAAGCAUCCCUGUCGAUCACGCGAGCGAAGCAAGCAGGACCAACAAUAUUCUUUACAUUGCUCAGUUUCGAUCAGAAAAGAAGCACGAAGAUAUCAUCAAAGCUUUUCACCUCUUCCUGCGCAGCCACCAUGCAAACACCCCGGUUGAUCAGCGGCCGAAGCUCAUUCUGAUCGGCAGUGUGAGGAACGACACGGACGAUGAGAAGAAAGUCUACAAACUCCGCUUACAAGCGCAAGAAAUCAAAGACAGUGUCGAUUUCAUCGUCAAUGCCAAGUACUCGCAAGUGGUUGAAUACUUGAAGAGCAGUUCUGUGGGUGUCAAUGGGAUGUGGAACGAACAUUUCGGAAUUGGGGUGGUGGAAUAUCAAGCUGCAGGCCUCAUCGCAGUGGUCAACGAUAGCGGCGGUCCAAAAGAGGACAUUGUUGUUGAUAUCGACGGCAAACCAACUGGUUUCCACGCCUCUACACCCGAAGACUUCGCAGAGGGUUUCUACAAAGCUCUCUCGCUCUCCUCGACUGAAGCCUUUGAGAUGCGACUUCGAGCGCGAAAGAGCUCUUUACGAUUCUCAGAGCAGGUCUUUGCGGAUGCUUGGUUGAAGCAAUUGGCGUUGCUGAUUGCUUUGUCGUCGGAGCGAAGAUAGAUUUCUCAGAUCAUGAGAAAGGGUGUGAGUUGGAGUCUGUGCUAUUGGGCAGCGAGGAAAUGUGCACCAUCAGCGACGUGCAUGAGUAGGAAGCGACAGAUUGCGAGUGGGACACCUUGCAGUGGUGAAGCCGGAAACAUGAGGCCAGAGAUGCUAGCGGGCCAGUACUGCUGGUUCCCGUGGAUUGAAUGAGUGUAGAAUGGGUUGCAUGCAUCAUUUAUGAUACCCUCUCCUUUUGAUUGUCAGACAGACAUACUGCAGCAAUCUGAAUGAGCUGCUGAGUGCAGUCUUAC